AUGGUCCCCGUGUCCCUGCGGCCACACUCCGGUGCCAGCCAAGCCAAGGAUUUCACCCGUGUGCUGCCGUUCCAGCUCUCCGUGUCCAUCCUGGGGCUUUUGGAUCAGAAAUCCCUGGAUGCGUGUUCUGCUGUGAACGGCCGCUGGGCGUUCCUGGUCAGGCAGUUCCGGGAGGAGCAGGAGUGUCGGAGCGCAGUGCAGAAGAGCCUCCUGCAGCUGAAGGAGCUGUGUCCUAGAAAAACCAUCCCAAACUACGCUAAAAGGGUCGAUGUGCAAAUCCCCCAGUUAGAUGACGAGGGUGAGGUCAUUGAAGCGAAGGAGAAGGAGCAGAAGAGGAGACGUAAAUCAAAGACGGAGGAUUUCAGUCUGCACGAAGCCUAUCGGGAUCUGAAAACCGACACGAUCGAGCUGGAAGAGAGGAAUGUCUUCUGUGGCCCCUACAAGACGCUCGUCCUCAUGGAGCAGUCGGACCGCGGCAGGAGAGCCCACUACGGCGGCGGGGACUGGGUGGCCGCGGCGCACAGGACCGCGGCGCUGCUGCCCGUGCCGGCCGGGCAGGGCGUGCCCCUGCUGCUGCCCCGCCACGCCGGGCCCUGCAGCGCUCUGUGCCUCCGCCACGACCGGGGGCUCCUGCUCAGCACCACCGGCUGGGACCUCGGCAUCAGGUGCUGGGAUAUUCACAGCGGUGCCUGCGUGAGAACCUUCUGGGGUCACUACGCCACCAUCACCUGCCUGCAUUCCCACCAGGAGCGCCUUGUGUCGGGAGCUGGGGAUGGCAUGGUGAAAGUGUGGAGCUUGAAGAGUGGGGAAUGUCUGAGGACCCUGAUGCACGGCAGCCGCGUGUGGGCAGUGAGGAUGGACGGGACCCACGUGGUCAGUGGGGGUCACCGAGGGCUGGUGAAGGUCUGGAGUGCUGAGACAGGGGCUCUGAUCAAGACAUUAGAGAGGCACCAAGGGCCAGUUCUCUGCCUGUCCUUUGACCAGUGGCACCUCGUCACAGGGAGCAGUGAUGGAUAUGCCCUGGGAUGGAGCAUGGUGGGAAAAUUUAGGAGAUGCCUGAUUGCGUUCUUCCAUCCCAAGGAAGUGCUGUCCCUGGAGUUCCUGUACCUCAGAGUCAUCAGCGGCUGUGCCGAUGGACACGUUCGGAUAUUCAGCUUCCUGACUGGAACCUGCCUCCGGGUGCUGCAGCCCAGCAGCAGCGGGGACCCCGUGUCUGCUCUCUACGUCGCAGGAAACAGGGUGGUGACCAACUCCCCCGGCAGACUGCUGCUGCUCCAGUUCCAGGCUGUGGUGUGGGACUAUUCCCUGCCCGCUGACAGAGAGGAGGUGAAGAAGGAGAAGAAGUCCCAGAAGGGGAAGGGCCAGGGCUCCAGUGCAGAGCAGCAGCGAGCUCAGGACAAGUCUCCCAGAUCUCGCCAGCCACCAAAGAGUGCUGAAGCCGAAGAGGGCCCCGCUCCCCCUGCGCCCGAGGAGGCAGAGGCCGCUUUGGAGCAUGAGCUGCCCCAGACAGACCCAAGCCUCCCCAUGUCCCCUGACAGGUUCCUCCUGACAAUCAGCAGCCUGCAGAGCUCCUGCACGCCAGCCCCAGCCAGCCCCAGCCCCGAGCUCUCCGCAAAGGCCGGGGAGGCGCAGCAGCGGCGCCCUGGGAAGGUGCCGAUGUCCAAAACGCCCCUGCAGCAGCGGGAGGAGCAGGCAGCCCGGCUGCAGCGUGCCAGGCUGCACGGCCCUUCUCUGACCGUGACAAGAAUCUCCACUCCCUUUGAAACCAAAACGCUGCGGCUCAGGCUGAAGAACUCCCUGCACGGCCCCGCUGUGAAAUCCUCCAUCCCUGCUCCCCGUGUCGUGCGUCCCAAGUUCUGUGGCUCGCUGGGAGAAAGGAAAACUCCCAGCGGCCGUGGGAAAGACACUCCUGGCCCCAAGGAUGGGGAUCAGCUCAUCGAUCUCUGCACCAUCUCAGCUUCUUUGGAGCUGGUCCAGCCGACGCCUGGCAGGGCUGCAUGGAGGAAUGAAGCUCCCAGGAGAAUAAAGCCCUUCUGUGCCCCCUCUUCCCGCAGGGACAGUGGGUUCAGGCUCCUGACAGCAGAGCAGGAGGUGCGUGAGGCUGCUGUGGCAGCUCAGCGCCAGGCACAGCAGGCAAAGCCCACGGAAGAUAAGGAAGGAGCCAGAAGAAAAGCCUGGCUGAGGAAAAUCAGAGGCCUCCCUGUGGAUUCCUUUACUGGGGAGAGGAAAACACCUGCUCCAGAACUUGGGCAUAACACAUUUAUCUGA
Hirundo rustica (Barn swallow) is the source of this 2268-nucleotide messenger RNA. RefSeq names its product F-box/WD repeat-containing protein 10-like. The record is from RefSeq and is a predicted model, not a curated record. The transcript is spliced from 11 exons. Gene Ontology annotation, molecular function: protein binding. Bases 1 to 2268 code for a protein of 755 amino acids. Lineage: Eukaryota; Metazoa; Chordata; Aves; Passeriformes; Hirundinidae.